UAUUCAGGAAUACCAAAGCUUUUCAAACACCAUAUCGUAAUCUCAUAAUGUCAAACUUUUUCAUCAUUACCCAGUGCAAAGUUGCAUUUCCGGGAUGGUUGGUUGGAUGUCAGGGCGUUUAGCUAGUGCGAACAGGUGUAUGAGCAGGUAGAGCAGGUUCCUGGUAGUCCUCUAAAGACUGCAUACUGCCCUCCUUCUUUCUGGGCUUAUUGUUCAUUCGCUCUCAUACAUUGGUAGCUCCUUAGAGAGAGCCCUUCUUGCCUUCUGAACAAGCUGUAAACUUGUUAUCACUUGACCGAGCUUGAGAAUUAAGGAAUAUGUGGAAUAAGAGGACAGAAAUGGACCAGUCUCUUAGAAUCACUGCUGGUUUGCUAUUGCUGCUUCAAGUUUUUCAUGUGGCCUUGCUUCAAGAUCCAACUGACUCUCCAGGUCGCAUUAUUGACCAAAGCUGGCUUCGUCAACCUAUCAAAUCUCAAUUGAAAAAUGAAGAUGUGGAGUCAACCAAUGGCCAAAAAAAUAGUAUUUUAGCUGGCUCUUUGUUGAUCUCUAGUGGGGACGUGGAUGACGGGGAUAUCCAGACUUUAGAUGGUGUGACUUUUGUCACUAUGUCACCUAAUGUGUCAUCAGAAGAAAUGGAGGACCCUGUCUCUUCUGCGAACAAUGUAUCUAUAAAUGCUAACCAAAGCACAGAUGCCACAGCAGAACAGAUUGGAUACAACAAUUCAACAACAACUCUUCCUGAUACCACCACUCAACCAAUCACAAUGCUUUUAAACAUGUCAACGUCCAACAUCACAGAUUUAAUCGAGACCACUACAGCAUUAGACUUCAAUGUCACAAAAGAAACCACUACAGAAACAGGCACCAAUGGCACAACCAAUAGCACAGAAGAUAAUGUUAAAGGAGACAACGAUACAGUUAUAACUACCGCCACAAGCACCCCUACCACCAACGAACCUGAGAAAAAGCCCUCAACAGCUCCCCCAGUCACAGAGCUCACCUCUGGGACAACAACAUUAAAAAAGACCACAGGAAGUACAACAAUUAUGGCUCCCAGCACAAUUGAUUCUUUUAACUCCACAACGUUUUACUCAGCGUCAGGGAGCAAUUCAGAGAAAGGAUUUGCUGCAGAUAUAAAGAAAAAUAAAAAGAGUGAGGCAUGGGGUGCCAUCCUUGGUACAGCAGCAGCUGUGGCAUUUGUAGGACUGGUUGUCUAUGUCAUCCUCAAAAAGAGGCGGCAGCGAGAAUUCACACACAGAAAGCUGGUUGAAGAGUUCCCCCCAGACCCAGUACUUCGGCUUGACAACAGUGAACCUUUGGACCUGAAAUAUGAUGGUUCAGCUUACUACAAUCCUGGACUCCAAAUGGACAACAUCCAAAUGACCAACUUUCCACAGGGACUUAGAAAUUAAAAUAACUUAAAGAUCAAUUUGGACCAGCCAAGGUUGCCCCUCAAAUCUGCUGAUGCUGUAUGCCAGUAAUAUCGACUCAAGUCUGCUGUUAUUAGAGUACAGCACAGUUUAAAAACUACUGAGAGAGCUGAACCAUCUAAAUUCACGACUUACUAAGUGGUUAAUAUACUGUAUGUAUUGUUGGCAUAUUUGUGUAUUGACAAAGCAGACCAUUCUCUAGUAAUAGCCAAAAAGUAAUGGAGACUUGCCAAAGUAACUGCCAUGUCUAAAUUAAGAUCCUAGAAUAUGAUGUCUUCCAUUCAAGGUAGAUAGUUUAUCCUUUUGAUAUCUUGACAUCUUGAUAAUUAGUCCAUAAUCUAAAUAUCUCCUUAUUGAUAUAAAUGAAAUUAUUUUGUGUUUCUUUCUUCAGCUACACAAUUUCUGCUCUCUUUAAAUCAAAUUCUGAAGAGUUCUGUCUUAUUAGUUCUGAAUAGUUCUGUAAUAUCUGUAAAGGUCAGGUUUUUCCCACAUGUACAUACUGUAUAUAUGAAUGAUACACCAUGCCCUCUUCUGAACUGUAGUUUCAAAAACACAACUUCUUCUACUCCAAGUUAACUGGAUAGUGUAUGUGAAUCAAUUUAGGCACAUUUUACCAAGUAGCACAAAGAUUGAGACAUCCCUCAAGGAUAAUUCCAGCCAUUAAAAGAUUUUAACAAACGGUUCUAUAACAGCCACCAUUUAUCGUUCAGAGGAGGAUAAUUUAAACACUGAAUGUUGACUGAAACGCUUGAUACAGUACAUAUUGUAUAUGCAUGCGGCUGCAUUGACAUAUAACAGUUGUAGUGUUGUAUCAUAUGAAAUAGCACAUACUGAAGACCACUUAACCAUGUUCUUAGUCUGGGCUGACGUCAAAGACUUGGUCUGGGUAUUUUGCAUUGGUCUCAGACAAGACCAUAGUUGUUUUAUAAAAUACAGUUUGAUUAAUGUUUAUCUUUAUUUUCAGAGACUCAAGAGACUCAAGCCUCGAACUAGUUGAAUAAUAAGGCAUCAAAGUAUACUGAGUAAAUAUGUGUUUGUUUUAGUUAUGUCAUGGUCUGGACCUGCUGCGUCUGGAUCUUGAAGGUCUUGGUGUGGGUGUGAGUCCUAGGAUUGGGUCUUGAUCAAUUUUGUUCAAGUGCAGUUUUCCCAUCCAAAUGCCGCUGAAUAGUUAACAUUAGUGAGAGAGCAGUGUCAUUUGGAGCCUCUGAACAAAAAAUGCUUUCAUUAUUUAAAUUGUUCUUAUUUUUAUGUUCUUAUUUAAGCUUACUUUUACUUUUUCUCAAUAGACAUAUUAUGUUUCCUAAAUGGAAGUCUGAACUGUGAGCCUUCACAUCUUCUCACAAGGAUGAUUGUGUCUAAUUGGUAGUAUUUAUAACAUGCUCAAUUAGUUGGGAAAUCUAUGAUUUUAACAUUAACUAUCAAACUAGGUGAGAAAAGGGGAGUCUGAAAUUGGGUUCCAGAUCCACAUUGAUAUACUUGUUUCAAAGACAGAAGGAUUUUUUGAAAACACACGCCAUUAUUCAAAACACAAUUUUGGUUAAUCCUACAAGACACUCAAAUUCCCCUGUCUCUCUCCCUGAUAGAGACAACUGUGGCAAAAUGUGGCAUAUGGUGGGUGAAGUGCAGCUGCUAUCACAGAGGGUGUUUGGAAACCUACUUCCCUCACCCCACCCUCAGACAUUCUCACCAAUCUGUUGACUGGAUUUCAAAGAAGCACCCUGGUGCUGUAGCACACCUCCUUCACAGAGGGGGGUGCUGUUAGCAUAGGCAACACACUUUAUCGGUAACGCUUGAGUGAGUAUGGGCUACUGGCUCUUUGGACAGAUGAUAGGCAUGCUUACCUAGUUCACACUUGCAGGUCAGACAGCCCAGGAAACAAAAACACGUUGUUACUGAUGAGGUCAGGUAAUUCCCACAUGUAAGAGCCAACCAGCCGUCAAGAAAUGAAAUGCCAUAAAAUAAAUAAAUAUAUGAACAAAUUAAAACAAAACAGGCAGGGCAGAAAAGAACAAUCAUUUUCCUGUGGAAAAAUGUUAGCUGUUAUUAUGGCCAGUACAGAUACAUGCUGCAGUAAACUGGCACCCAGC
Molecule: messenger RNA, 3517 nt
Organism: Osmerus eperlanus (European smelt)
Lineage: Eukaryota; Metazoa; Chordata; Actinopteri; Osmeriformes; Osmeridae
Gene: muc15
Product: mucin 15, cell surface associated
Exons: 4
Coding region: 318-1412 (364 amino acids)
Source: RefSeq, a predicted model, not a curated record